Symbiodinium natans is the source of this 1107-nucleotide messenger RNA. NCBI's taxonomy places the organism in Eukaryota, Dinophyceae, Suessiales, Symbiodiniaceae. The record is from the annotation of a GenBank genome assembly.
AUGACUUCAUUGCCCAACUGGUCUUCGUGCCCGCGCCUGCGCAUGCUAGGCAUCAAGGACAACAGCCUCACCAGUGUGGAUGGGUGCCUGCUGCCGGACUGCUUGGAGUGGCUCAUUGCAGCUGGGAAUCAGAUUGCAGAGUUGCCCAACAUUGGCCGUCUUGGCAAAGUUCGGAAGCUGAUGCUCAGCCACAACAGGCUCACCUGCAAGGCGCUGUCGUCCGUGGCUGGGAUGGCCUCGCUGGAGAUGAUCCGCGUUGCUGCAAACAUGCUGGAGGAAUUCCCUUCGGUGCUCUUGAAGCAUCCACGGCUGGCCUGGGUUGCAGUUGGGGGUAACCCCUUUGCCGAAGGGGCCCUGUCUCGACACCUCGCGGAGGGGCCACAAAGCUUGGACUUCAGCGAGGUCACGUUGGGAGAGAAGCUUGGAAGCGGUGCGGGCGCAACUGUCCACGAGGGAACCUGGCGGGAGCGGAAAGUUGCGGUGAAGAUAUGGGAUUCGGAGUGCUUCUCGGAUGGAACUGCGCGAACGGAAUGGGCCGCCAAUCGUGUGGCUUCGCAGCCAGGUCAUCCCUGCUUGGUAGCGGUCUUCGGCACCUUCGAAGAGCCCCGACGUGGCAUGGUUCUGGAGCUCUUGGAGGGGGCGAAAGCGGCUGCCGGCCCGCCGACAUUCCAGACGGUGACGCGUGAUGCCCUGCCAUGCCACGGCGGUCCUGGUCCCACCUACUCCGUCACGGCCGCACGCCGUAUUGCUGCCCACGUCGCCGCUGCGGGCGCGUACCUUCACAGCAAGGGCUUGAUGCAUGGCGACAUUUACCUACACAACACACUGGUGGUGCUGGAUGGCCUCAAGGACGCGUCUGCAGUGAAGGACGUGCGGUUAUCUGACUUUGGCGCUGCGGCUGCCGUUGACGAUCCCGACUUGAGGAGGCUGGAGGUGAGAAGCUUCGGCUGGCUGCUGCAAGACUUGCUGGAGAGCCACGCCGAACCACGGAACGACGGGGAAGUAGCGACGCUGGAGCUCAUGAAGGAGAUCCGCGUGCGCUGCGGGAGCAUGGAGCCCCAGGAGUUGCCCUGCUUCGAGGGGAUCCUCCAGCAGCUUCAAGGCUGA